GAUUCGUUCUAUAUAACCCUGUCUUUUCUUAUAUCAGCUAUACGUCUCCUUGCUUUCAACCUAUUUGCACUAGGGAGAGAUUUGAUUGGCUGACUGUAUUUUCGUUUUCCUAUCCCAGUUGUUCUUCAUUUAAUCGCUACUUUGAUCAAUGACCUAGUGCCUGUCUGACCUUUCAAUAUGUUUGAUAGACAGCACGCGUGCAUUAGGUAUCGCUAUGUGUUUGUCUUACGAUCAUCCUUUAUGAAGGCUUUCAGGGCUGACUGUUUAUAUUUGCUUUUGGCAGUGUGCAUAGUUUUUUUUGUUCAGAGUAAUCAAAUAGUGUUUAGGAAAAUAUUAUUUUUCUUUACCACAUUCCACUUCGGUGAGACCAGUAUGCGUUGUCCGUGCUAAACCUCACACCCUUGCUCUGGAAAUUUAUUGAACCAGUCGAGCAAAUUCAUAUAAUAAGGCUGGUGAAUUGCGUAAUUGUGUGCAGACAGGCGUACACACUAAUCCUCAACCGUCAAUCUAAACCUGCACACAAUCCAUUUAUCAUUUCGAUAUUUAAAAAAUGUUAGGAGUGGAACGUAUUUUCCUGUUGGGGUGUGGACUCGUCUUCAGGCUCAAUCCUAAAUAACCUUCAAAUAAGCAUAGAACACAAUGUCAAAAAACAAAAGUCGAUUUUACUCCCUGAUGAGUUCCCUACCAUUAUGCAUGAAGCCAUAUGAGCAGUUUAUUCUAGAACUUCAAAAGCUUUCAAGGCAUAACAGACAAAAUGCUGUUUUACAACCGCCCUAUCUUUUUGGACACUUAAUUGAUUUACAAAAGCUGUACAACGAAGUGGCCCUGCGGGGUGGUCACAAACAAGUUACUUUUUCCCACCUGUGGUUGGAAGUUUAUCUAGCCUUAGGUCUGCCACCAGGUUGUGUCGAUGCAGGCCAUGGAUUGCGCACUAUUUACCAGAGGUAUCUCGAGUUGUUCGAAAGAAACCAACGAAUGACGUCAAGAAGCAUUUUCACAUCCGAUGAACAGGAUGAUGCUGUUACUCAAUUUGACGGUGAUGCUCAGGAUUUCGAUCAGUUCCUAAAAUCGUCUAGACAAAACAUUUAUGGGGCUUCUGUUCGUUCUAAUACUGAAGAAAUACCCAAUCACUUGCGAAAAAGUUGGAAUUUGAGUAUCGAUUUAAAAGAUGAUUUCGAAUACAUUUCAUUAGAAAAAUCAUUAUUAUCAGGGCUUCCUAAUGAAAUUGAGCUUGCGUUAAACACAAUCCUUCUUAUGUCUUCUCAACCAAAUGACUUCAGUAUUAGUAAAAAUCCUAGGCUUCUGGAUGUUCUGUUAUAUACUGUUGGCAUUUACGGACCAAAUCCAUAUUUUAUUCCAGAACAUGUCACGACGUACCAAUACAGCAGAUACCUCAAUUUUUGGGAAUCAAAUAUUGACAAAGAAAAUGGACGAGUAUUUCUUUCUCCCAUCGCUUUCUACUCAAAAGAGCUUCCUGAGGUUAUUUAUGAUGAAUUUUGUUGUCCUCCUGCUGUCCAAGAGAUGACAUAUGGUGAUGAAGAAGCUUUUCGUGUACAACUAGUCGCUACAGUACUACGUAACUUGGCUGUAGAUGAUGGAUUGAGUGCUGUCAUUAUCGGACGAAAUCCCCAAGCCUUGCGUUUCAUUUUUUUAUGUAUAUAUUCCAAACACUCGUGUCUACAUCAACUUGGUUUAGAAAUACUAUCUUCAUUGUAUUUUCCAGUUCUUGGUUCACUUAUACCUGCCCUCCAUCGUUUGCUCACUACUUUGUUAGUUUGUCCUGAUCGAAUAGAUCGCAUCCGUGGUUUACAGAUUGUGAAAAACUUAUGCUCAACGCCGCUUUUCGAUGUAACCUACGACAACAUUCCACCUGUAGGUACUAAAAAGGUUUCUUUAACCAGGACUGGUCGUAACAUAGCAUUUCUGACUUCAUUGCCACCUGUUACAUUCUCUUCUAUUGCAAGCACUUUAUGUUUGCGAGAUUUGCAUUUAGUAGUUCUUGCAAUAGAUACUAUUCACAGUUUAACCUGUCUCGGUCCUACUUUAUGUGAUCGUCUGCUUCAACAAGGAUCACCACCCGAAGAGGAUCCUCCCACUUCUUUAGAACUUCAUAUACCCCACCAGAAUUCAAGCCUUCUUUCUCUACUUGUCGCUUUACUAAAUUUGGAAGCUCAGGCCAUGGGGUCGGACAGUCUCAUUCGCGUGCGUGUUAUGCAAGCAUUGGGUACAGAAUCUACCAAUACUAAGCCAUCUGUUUCAAAACCUUCAUUUUCUACCGCUUCUCCUUUUUCAAAAACAAUAUCUACCACCAUCAUGCAAACAAGUUCAAGUUCUUCAUGUAUUCCUCCACAAAAUCCCGCAGUCACCUCAUCCACAAAUUCGACAGUUCAGCUGCCAGUCUACUGUGCUCAACCAAACCUAACUAUAUCGCUGAAUCAUCCUUCGUGUUGUACAAGUUAUCAUUUGAGUGUUUGUGACACAUUGCAAACUCCUACUGGAAAGACUUCAAUUCCUACAGCACCAAGUUAUUUUCCUCACAAUCUUAUUGGCUGUAGUUCUCCUUCCACCACCUUUUUAGCCGCCAAUCCAUCGGUCAGUGGAGUCCAAAAUACAGAUUCUUCUCGUGUAAAUAAACGUGAUUUGCUAGUUAGAAAUUGUCUUCCAGUCAUUACUACUCCUAGAGUUAACCUUUCUAUGCGUGAAUUUGGUACUGUUACAUCUUCAACGCAACAAGGUUCAGGGUCUUCAUCUACUAGCAAACCAGGUUUAUCUGUGAUACAGUCGUCACACAUAACAUCAACUAUGAAUUCUGCUACUGUAAAUACUAGUAUCUCAUCUACAAAUGAUCUCAUGAGUAAAGUGUGUUUACCUCAAAAGUUAUCUAGUACACCGGCACUCAACACACCUACUAUUAACUCAGAAAUUCAAAAACAUGUAAAUCCACCAUCAAAACCCCUUGCUACUGAAAAUGGUAUACCUCAACUUGAUAGACGUGAAUUCAUGUUUGAAUGGCUUAAAAGUAAUUAUGCUGUACAUAAUCACUCUAGCAUUCCGCGUAUUCAAAUAUAUAAUGAAUAUCAAAAAGCACAUCUACAACGAUUCAAAAAUAUUGUUGCAAUUUCGCCUGUUGACUUCCAUUCACAAAUUAAAACUAUAUUUCCUGGAGUAGGUCAGGUGAAAGUACAAGUACCGGGAGGAAGUGUAGAAAUUCACUACAACAACUUAAAACAUGUUAAUGCUCCUGAACCUGAAAGUCAACAAGGCAUAAAUGAUAUUAUGGCAUCCGUUUUAAGUCCCACCAAAAUUGAAUCCAUGUGUCAUGAAUCACGUUCUCCAAAAACCAAAUGCCGUAAAAGACCGGCAACUGGGGCCUUUCUUCAUCCUGCCUCUCCUAAACUGGCUUCAAAAAAUGAGGAUCUGCAAAACCAGGUACUUAAAAGUUCACAAAUUGAUGUUUGUGAUUUGAAUGGCCAUCUUGAAUCCCCUAAAUUAACUAAUGGACAGUUGGUUUGUCCUUUAAAUGGUUUAUCUCGUGAUACUACAGACGUGCUCAACACGACCACAAGACUUCAUAAUGGAUCACCUGUCAGGAAGCUGAAUGCUUCAUUAAAUACAAAUGAAGAUGGUUGUGUUCAAAAGAAAUGUACAACGCCUGUACGAGCAACAGCAGUGGUAUCCUUACCCGACUCCAAGAUUAUGAUCGUUCCUGUCUUUACUACUUAUGGUAUGGGCCAUAAUUUGACACUCAACGGAACUCCAACUAGCGAAGUUCCCAUGAUGAUCAAAAUGCAAACCUCUGAAAACCAUGAAAUUAAUAAAGCUAACAACACUAUUCCAAUUUGUUCUAACAUUGACCAUACUACAACUAUUUCUAAAACUAAAGUCAACGUCAUCACGUCUUCCUUAACACCGAACAGCAUAUCAUCUACUUCAUCGGAUCGUAGCUGUAAACUAGCAAAGCAAUUAGAUGACUCAAUUAUUUCAGGAAAUUAUACAAACAGGGUUUCCACUGAUCGUGGUAAAUGUGUACAAUUAUUCUGUAUGUGGGAUAAAUGUAUGCAAACAUUUUCAGAGUCUGUUGAACUUUGCAGGCACUUUCAAAAUAUUCACUACAAAUCUAUUCAAAAUUCAGAUCAAAUAAAAUGUGUUUGGGGGAACUGUUCUGAAGUGAUAUCUGGUCCCAGUUUUGAUAUACUGAUGGAUCAUUUACGUGCUAAACACAACAUUCAAUUACCUGUUAGUGUGGAAUCUUCACCGAAUGGUUUAUCAACUAAUGAUAAUGUUAUAUCUUCUGCAGUUAAUAAAAAUCAACCGAUUUAUACCCCAGUGAAUUCCGAAACACUUUCAGAAAAAAAUCCAAGUCAUUCUUCAUGUCAAAUCGAAAAGCCGUUCGUGUAUGAUGAAUUACAAUUGUCGAAUAUUCUAUCAGAAGAGUGUCGUAGAGCUCUGACUGGAGGAAUUCCUAAUCCACCUUUCGCACCUACACCAGUUCAUGAAGGGCCUGUAACUAAGCACCUCCGACUUACUGCGGCUCUAGCUUUAAGAAAUUUAUUACAAUAUAGUGAUGUUGCACGACGGUACGUAGUUUUAACAAACUGCUUUUUAUCAUUCACUGUAGUAAAAGGGAUAUGUCGUAUUACUACAUAUUCAUGUAUCAAGUGUUCGUUAAUAAUAUAUAUUAGCAAUCACUGUAGCAUUCCUUUUAUGUGAAGCAAAGUUUAGUUGUAGUGUGUCAGAUAAAGUGGAUUUUUAUUCAUAAAAUUUAUAACAUCUAUGUUAGGUGGUCAGAAGUAGUUGACUAGAAACCGUAGACCUAGAUUUUUUACUAGUUGGCACACAUCAAGACGUAUCUACAAUCUUGAGGGAAUUAAUACUCCUUGUAGGAUCACAUCAUCCAGCUUAAGUACUCUUAAAUUGUUCACUUAUUCUCGAUUGUGUUUAUAAGUAUGGUAGCUUGUAACAUUAUUUAUGUAAACUAUUUUCAAGUUGGAUAAGCUACACAAAUAUCCUACCCCUUAACGUUGCGUGUUUUACAAAUAUUGGUUCCUUGAUUGAUUACUAUUAAUUCUUUAACCAGUAUGAUAUGUACUGGCUUAACCGGAUUUUUCACUUUUUACAUUUUCAUAAAGUAACAAAAAGAAAACUCAAAUAUUUCAAUAUUAACAUACACUCAUCUCUCAAAGAUGUGGGAAUGGUAAAUCAAUUGAUAAGACUGUAAAGCAUAUACCAGCUGCUCCCUAAUCAUAUACGCUAGGUUCGUUAGUAUUCAAUAGGUUGGAAGAAGUCUACUAGCGACUAAAUUACGUUUCAGCCCAUAAAUUUGUACGAUUAUCGUAAUAUUUGAUUUGGAGACUUUCUCCGCGAUGUUAUUCGUUCUCUCCGAUUUACAUUCUAUAGUUUACUUGCUUCAUGAUAUUUAACAAUUUUAUUUCGACCCUUACUUUUAAGUUCCUUAAUUUUUCUUUUUUUACUGUGUUGAUGUUUAGUAAUAGCGAAUUGGACUAAUUAAUAUUUGUCUUAAAUCCCACAUUAUCUAUGAUUGGUUAGGUAAAUGUAAAACUUAUACGAAACAUAUUUUUACUGCAUACUUUUUAGUAAUUGUUUAUCUGAUAUCAAUUUUUGAUGUAAAUUACUAUUAAAUAAAGUAAUCAUUUUUUCGUAGUUAAUAUUACUAACUAUUUGGUUCAUUUGUCUGAUUAGAUUGAUUUAAUGUUUAUAUUUUUCUGUAUCUUAAUUUUAGUUAUGUAAGUUCUUGUGAGAAUCUUUUAUGUGAUUUAGCCUUUGCUAAUCUUGAAUCUUCUCCGACAAUUUUUGAGUGCCUCACACUAUUAUCCAGUUCGUUUGAUGAAAAUACACCAUCAACAUCGACAACUCAGUAUUGUAUAGAUGAGAAGCAUAUUUUCUGAGUAUCACUAGAAACACAAAAUUAAUCCUGCAUUUAAUCAAUAACAGUAACAACUACCUAUACACAAAAAAUAGUACAAACUCAACCUUUUUUAGUAAAUCAUAAUUGUUUCAUUUAUACACUGCUCAAGUUUUAUUCUAUUUAAAAUUGACUACCGGUUUAACAAUUCAUGCAAUUAUAUUUUCAAAUUUUAUCAAUAAGUAACUAUUCCGUUAUACAAAAGUGUAUGCCUGAUUGUACACUGUGCAUAAUCUUUUAAUUUUGAGCUAAUGUUGUAUUUGGUGACAAGUGCCAAAGGUUCCUUAUGUGAAUAUUUCUUUCUCUCUUUUCUUCAUAAUUGUAUUUUCUAUGAACAGCUGAUACUCUCCCUUCCUCCCUCUCUCAAUAUGUCGCUUUAUAUCCACUUUCUUUGGCAGUUUUAGACUGUUUCUCAUUGAUUAACAAAUGAUGUGCUCAUGUAUAUCUAUAUAAAUAACUUACCGAAUACUUUCUUUUUUAUUCUGUUCUUAUCAGUUAUUACUAUUAGGCGAUAUAUUUAUUAUCUGCUGCACUGUGAUGGGCUUGUGUUUCUAUAAUGAUAAUACAAUCAUUAUUAUUACUAUUAUUAUCAAUAAUGUUAUUUUGUCACACCACCCAUAUUAUAUAUAUGUACAGGCUAGUUUUUACUUCGUUCUCUUUUUUGUUUGGAGUGCAUGAAUUUUGCAUUUUUUUUUUUUGAGGAAAUAAACAUAUUCUUACUG
Molecule: messenger RNA, 6645 nt
Organism: Schistosoma intercalatum
Lineage: Eukaryota; Metazoa; Platyhelminthes; Trematoda; Strigeidida; Schistosomatidae
Source: the annotation of a GenBank genome assembly